CGGGCCGGUCGCGGAGCUCUCGCCGCCCGGCGCGGCGGGUGCGGCCAUUUUACGGCCUGGGACGCAGGGAGGCGUGUUUGUACGCUCGCCUUCAUCCUCCCUUCCUGGAAGCUGCGUUCGACAGAGGCUUCUCGGGCUGCCUCGGUGGGCGGUGGAUGGGGUGUCGCGGGCCGAGGAGAGCCGGGCCCGGGAAGCGCCGUCGCCGCCGUCGCCGUUCGCAUUCCCCCGGCGGGGCCUGAGGAGAAGCCCAGGCCGCGCUCGCCGCCCGCCAGCCCACCGACAGGCCCGGGCGCCCGGGCCUGCUUUUGUCCGGACGUGCGAGCGCCGCCCGCCUGACGGCUAAGCCGGAGGCCUGCAACCCUGAGGCGGCUACCCUCCUGCGGCUCGGCCUCUCAUCCUGGCGAUCGCGAAAGUGGUGUGGGCCAUGGAUUAAGGAGGCGGCGGCGUGGGAGGAGGAAGAUGGCGGCUGGCAAGAGCGGCGGUAGCUCCGGAGAGAUUACUUUUCUGGAAGCUUUGGCUAGAUCAGAGUCAAAGAGAGAUGGAGGUUUUAAAAGUAAUUGGAGCUUUGAUCAUGAAGAAGAAAGUGAAGGAGAUACAGAUAAAGAUGGAAUAAAUCUACUCAGUGUAGAUGAAGAUGAGGAUUCUGAAAUCUCACAAGGAAAAAAGUUAAGUCGUCGAUCUGAAAUCGUUGCUACCAGUUCUGGUGAUUUCGUCUUGAAGACAUAUGUAAGACGAAACAAGAGUGAAAGUUUUAAAACCUUAAAAGGGAAUGCAAUUGGACUUAACAUGUUGAACAACAAUAAGAAAUUGAGUGAAAAUACACAAAAUACAUCAUUGUGUUCUGGAACUGUAGUUCAUGGUAGACGCUUUCAUCAUGCUCAUGCACAGAUACCAGGAGUGAAAACAGCAGCCCAAAGCAGUCUGGACCGAAAAGAAAGGAAAGAAUACCCACCUCAUGUCCAAAAAGUUGAAAUUAGUUCAGUAAGGUUAAGUCGGCCACAAGGUAUGGAACGCACAGUGAAAAAAACAGAAGAGUCUGAGUCACAUGUAGAGACUGAAAUUAAGAGGAAAGUGCAACAGAAGCGGCACUGUAGUGCAUAUCAAGCUUCUCCUCUCUCCCCUGCUUCAAAAAAAUGUGUAACCCAGUUAGAGGUUUCUGAACAGCGUGAAUGUUGUCCACAGUGUGGGAAGGAAAAAGAAAAUCAGACCAAAUGUGAAAGUUGUGGUAUUCUUUUUCAUAAUGAUUUACCAAAGUCUUGCAGACAAGCUAUAAGUUUGAAUGACUCCACUGGACCAUCAUUAAGAACACCAAUUCAUCAGAAUUCUGGAGGACAGAGACCACAGAACACAGGAUUAACAACCAAGAAGUUUUAUGGCAACAAUGUGGAAAAGGUUCCAAUAGACAUUAUUGUAAAUCGUGAUGAUAUUAGACAUAAUUAUUUGCAGACUAAUGGAAAAAUCAUUUUACCUUCGGCAAAAAUACCCAAAAUCACAAGCAUAAAAGAGAGGAAAACAAGCUUGUCUGAUCUAAAUGAUCCAAUCAUUUUGUCCAGUGACGAUGAUGAUGACACUGAUAAGACUAACAGAAGAGAGAGUAUAUCUCCUCAACCUGCUGAUUCAGCAUGUUCUUCUCCAGCACCAUCCACUGGAAAAGUAGAAGCAGCACUGAAUGAAAAUACCUGCAGAGUAGAGCAUGAACUAAGAAGCAUUCCAGCUGAAUCAGACUUAAAUACAAUUACAUUGCCACGCAAAGCAAGAAUGAAAGAUCAGUUUGGCAAUCCUAUUAUCAGCACACCUGUAAAACGUCGUAGAGUGGUUUCUCAAGAAACUUCAGUUAAUUCUCUAUCUUUAAGCUGCCAAAGUUCAUUUGAAAGUUUGAUUUUAAACUGUCGAAGUAUUCGGGUGGGAACACUCUUCCGGCUAUUAAUAGAACCUGUAAUUUUUUCUUCAGAUAUUAUCAAGAUUCAUCUAGAUGAACCGGAAAGUGAUCCUAUAGAGAUUAUUUUAAAUACCUCUGAUCUAACUAAAUGUGAAUUGUGUAAUGUCAGGAAAUUACCAGUAGUGUUUCUUCAAGCAACACCACCAGUUUAUCAAAAGUUGAGCAUGCAACUGCAAAUGAAUAAGGAGGAUAAGAUUUGGAACAAUUGUAAAGGAAUAAAUAAGCUAACAAAUUUGGAAGAACAAUAUAUAAUUUUAAUCUUUCAAAAUGGCCUUGAUGCUCAAGCUAAUAUGAUAUUUGAAAGUAUCAUUACUGACAUUGGUGUUAAGAAUAAUAUUUCCAACUUUUUUGCAAAAAUUCCCUUUGAUGAAGCCAAUAGUAGACUUGUUGCCUGCACAAAAACCUAUGAAGAAAGUAUCAAAGGAAGUUCAGUGCAAAAAGAAACCAAAAUUAAAACUGUGUCUUUUGAAUCUAAAAUACAACUUAGAAAUAAACAUGAGUUCCAGUUUUUUGAUGAUGAGGAGGAAGCUGGAGAAAACCACACUAUAUUUAUUGGUCCUGUAGAAAAAUUGAUUGUGUAUCCACCACCUCCAGCUAAGGGAGGCAUCUCUGUAACUAAUGAAGACCUACACUGCCUAACUGAAGGAGAAUUUUUAAAUGAUGUUAUUAUAGACUUCUAUUUGAAAUAUUUGGUGCUUGAAAAACUCAAGAAAGAAGAAGCCGAUCGAAUUCAUAUAUUCAGUUCUUUUUUCUAUAAACGCCUUAAUCAGAGAGAAAGGAGAAAUCAUGAAACAACUAAUUUAUCAAUACAGCAGAAGCGACAUGGGAGAGUAAAAACAUGGACCCGGCAUGUAGAUAUUUUUGAGAAAGAUUUUAUUUUUGUACCCCUUAAUGAAGCUGCACACUGGUUCUUGGCUGUUGUUUGUUUUCCCGGUUUGGAAAAACCAAAGUACGAACCUAAUCCUCAUUACCAUGAAAAUGCAUUUAUGCAGAAAUAUUCAACUAUAGAAGACAGUUGUAUUUCUCCUCCUUCAGCCAAUGAAAUGGACAGUUGUUCACAAAACUCUUCUGCCAAGCCUGUAAUUAAGAAGAUGCUAAACAAAAAGCAUGGUAUAGCUGUAACUGAUUCCAGUGCUGGGCAGGAAGAAAGUGACCCUUGUUUUCGGAGAAGCACAUGCAGCGUGAAAUGUAGUGUGAAAAAAAUAAAUCAUAAUGCAAGUGAAAUUGAAGACUCAAGUAGAGGAACAUCACCAUGUCAGAAAGUUGUUGAUAGGACUAAAAGUGAGAAUGGCAUGCAGAAUGAAAGUUUAAGUUCCAUACACCAUCCAGAUGGCUUAAGCAAAAUCAGACUAAGUUAUAGUGAUGAGUCAGCUGAAAGUGGUAAAAUGCUUGAAGAUGAACUUAUUGACUUCUCUGAAGAGCAGGAUAACCAGGACGAUAGCAGUGAUGAUGGCUUCCUUGCUGAUGACAACUGCAAUUCAGAAAUAGGACAGUGGCAUUUAAAGCCCACCAUCUGUAAACAGCCUUGUAUCCUACUUAUGGACUCACUGCGAGGACCUUCCCGAUCAAAUGUUGUCAAAAUUCUAAGAGAGUAUUUAGAAGUGGAAUGGGAAGUUAAGAAAGGAAGCAAAAGAAGUUUUUCCAAAGAUGUUAUGAAAGGCUCUAAUCCAAAAGUACCCCAGCAAAACAACUUCAGUGACUGUGGUGUUUAUGUUUUGCAAUAUGUAGAAAGUUUUUUUGAGAAUCCAAUUCUUAAUUUUGAGCUACCUAUGAAUUUGGCAAACUGGUUUCCUCCCCCAAGAAUGAAAACAAAAAGAGAAGAAAUCCGAAACAUAAUUCUGAAGCUGCAGGAAGAGCAGAGCAAAGAAAGAAAGAAGCAUAAAGAUACUUCCCCCACAGAAGCAUCUCUCGGCGAAGGGACAGGACAAUAUGUGAACAGUAUCUCAGAUUGACAGAUGGCUCCUGCAUGCCAGCUCUGCAUUCAGAAACUAAUGACUUUCAGCUUUGGGUAUAAACAGUAAAGAACUGAAGUGUUCACUACUCAGAGUGAUUUGACAAUGUUAAUGCUUGUAUAAAUGUCAUAUAAUUAACUUCCAAAGGAGUAUGUAUUAAGUAAGUCUGUAAAUAUGUUAAUGAGGCCAAUUUUUCCAGCAUUUAUAAUUAUUUUUUUCACUUGUUAGGAAGCUUUUGUUAUGUAUUUUUCUGUUAAUAGUACUUAAAACUGCAACUUCUAAACACAAAAUAAAUAAAAAGAAAAUAUUUAUAGGAGGAAAUGAUUAAUUUGAUAUUCUUUAGUGAACUUGUAUAAUUCCUAAGUGGGUGUGAUACGUUUUAUGGGAAUAUGCAAGUGGCUAUGAUUUUUUGAUCUUUUGCAUUCAUUCUAAAAUAACUUAGAAUGUGAAAAUAAGACAAAUAUAAGGCAUUGUGAACUAACCAGUCAUCUUCCUAUGCUUACAAAAAGAAUAAUAAGAACUUAUCACAUUCCCAUAUGUUCAAAGGAUCUAAGACAUGUAAUAUUUAUACUUGACAUAAAUGAUUAGGGAAAAACGGUACUAAAGGUCAUUCACAGAAAAAUACACUGAAUUAUAUAAUGAAAAUCAGCUAGAGUUGUAAACAUUGUCACAUGCAUUUAUGAAAUCAUCAAAGACUCAGGUUAAAAUUUUUGAUGAAUGCAGCUUGCAUUUCAAAUGUCCAUGUUACUUUUCUAUAUGAUCAUUUCAAGUAUGUUAUAAUCUGUGGUACAGUUAUUUGAUAAACAUUUUUAAAUUAUGCAAACCUAGCAAUUUAAAUAGGAUUUUCUUUGUAAUAGCUUUUGCUAUUAUUUCCAUUAUUCCUAUUUUUUUGGUAACCAGAACAUCAAAAUUUUUGCUUGAGUUUUUCAGUACAGAUUAUUUUUAUAUGUCAGUCAGUUGUAUAAUGCAGCAAAACUCUAUUUUGAAUUUUUUUUAACAUAAUUAAUCUGAUGGCUUGAAGACAGAUUUACAAGUCACUUGGGAUCGUCCAUAUCUCCAGAACCUGUUGGCAUUCAGACUUGACAUAUAUAUUUUUAAAAAUCAGUUUCUGUGUGAUAUAUGCGUAACAAAAACAAUUUAAUAUUUUCUUUAUAAAUUAGCCCUUUUUCGCAUUGUGCUUAGCAUUUGAGUAUACUUCUUUUAAUUCUAUAAAAACCCAUGAACAUUUUUGGGUGGACAAAUAUGUUUGUAACAACCCAAAAAAAAGUCUAUUGAGAUACACUUAAUAAGUGAAAUUCUAGAAGUAAAUAUAAGGUGAGUCACUGUUGAUGUUACCAAUUACAUGUUUUUCUGGUUUUGAACUAUCUUGGCACUUUUUCUGUUUAGCAAUACAAGAAACAACUAUAUCAAUGUCAAAAUUGACAUACUUAAUUUUUUAAAUGAAGUGUUCUGUCAGAAUUUGAAGAUACUGAAAAAACUAUUCUAAAGUACUUAUUUGUUUUUGAUUUAAUUUCUUGUAGUUACGCUUUAUUAUUAGCUAAUUUUUGAUUAGCUAAAAUAAGAAUUUAGCCCUUGGGCCAACUCAAGUCAGUUGUAUUUCAACAUACAAUAUACAUGAAUGAAUGUCAACUUUCUAGAUUCAGAGUACUAAACAAAUAGGUGGCAUAUCUCCCACCCCCAUGUGCAAUUUUGUUUUUGAACGUUGUGUUACUAUAUAGAUACUGAAAACUCCAGUGGCUGCUAUAUUGAGCUCCAAACUAGAUUUGAGACUCUUCAGUGAUUGUGCGCAUUCACUUGGUAAUUAUGUUUCUGGUAUUUCUGUAUGUAGUUACAAGUGAAUAUAAGCCUUUUUAGAGUAUUAUUAGUGAUUAGAAGCUGUGAAACAGAACUUUAAGGUCUAGAGGUUUGCUACUAGACACUGAAGCUGCAUGAUGAGUAUCUAGUGUCUUAACUAAUUAGAUCUGUUGUAUUGGUUUUCUUGUUGGAUAGAAUAGCAGUUAAUCAUAUUUAGAAGAGAUUAGAUUACUUAGCCAUAAAAUUUGUAUGUGUCUCAGCUCUUGGUAGGAGCAAAGGUGCUGUUCAACUAGUCCCUUCCCUUUGAUGUUGCUGUACCAGUUAAGAAAGUUGAAAACUUAAGUGAUAUCUUUUCAGAUUCACAUAAACCAUAUAAACCUAAUUUGUUGAGUAACCUACACUUAAACUUUUAACUAAACAUGGGAGGUUUCAUUUGGAAGUAUAAAUUAUCUAGAUUAUGUCUUAUGAAUGAAUUUACUAUUUAUGUUUAAAAUCUCACCGAAAGCUAUAAAGUACAGUGUGAGUUUAAAUUUCUCUAAAAUGAAAAAUUAUAGAGUGCUAGAUAAACAGAACAUAGUUUAAUAUACAAAGUCAAGACUUGGUGGUGUUGUACUGCAACCAAGGAGGGGAAUAACUGUCAAAAAGAAUGGAACCCUUGAGAACAAGCAGGACAAUGCUGUAUGUUUUAUAAAGAUAGCAGUAGUGAAAGUUUAUUCUGCAGAUCACUUCAAGGACAAAAGGAGAGGAACUAAGUAUAUACAAUAGACUGCCUAGCCAAGUGGUUAUAAAAAGUUAAGAAGAAAAUAUCCCGGUGAGUACUGAAAUAUUCCAGUAAGUUUGUAGCAUAUUUUUUAUUUUCUAAUUUUCAGGAAAAAUUAGUUUAUAAGCUAUUAUAAAAUAUAAAUUUAUCCUGAGAGGAAGAGCUUAUUGAUGAAUUGUAUGAAUGUGAAGCUUGAAAGAAAGUAGCUCUACUUCUUAAUAUAAAAUAAAGCAGAUGAAGGGAUAAUAGUUAAGUACUCUAAAUUAUUAUCAAGAAAUCAGAGUACAGUGGGUGAGGAGUUAGAUAUUCUCAACCCAUCACCUAAAAUAACAAUUUUUAAAGAUUUUAAAGCUUAGAAGCUGUUACUCUCCUUGUUGCAAAUGAUUAAUUUGUCAUCAUAGAAGCUUACAGUGAGAUAGUAUCCAAAACCAAGGUUAUUAUAUAAAUGUGCAUUAAGAUAAUUUAGGGAGCUGUUCAAACCACAGGUAAUUGCACCAUGUAUUUCCAAAAGUUUCUGGUGCACAUGUGGCGGUUCACUGAUUUGAAAGGAUCACUGUUUGUUCUUUGUGGUUGUCGAGGAGCUGGCCUGCUCCUAGAGAUGCAGGCGCUUUACAUUCCUUCCCUCAAAUGCUUUACCCACUUCCAAAUGCACUAAUGAAGUCACGAAAUUGAUGUUGCUGAGCAUUUACCAAGUAUUACAGUACUCAAAUAUCAGAUGUCCGCAUUUUCAGUGAAAGUGCAUUUUAGGCAUUGAUUUAUAUAGUAUAUAUUCUCUAUGAUUUACUAAGUGGUUUAUGAAUUCGUAAGCAGAGGUCGUAGUGGUCAUGGUAGCACUAAAAGGAAUGUGGUUUAAAUUUUAAUUGGAUCUGAACUAACCAAUUUGUGGGAUGCAUCUAAACUUGUCAAAGUGUGUUUGAGUACUAGUUUUAAGAUAAAUCAAUUCUGCAUCAAUUAUAGUUGGGAAAUAGUUUAAACCAAGUUGAACAGAUUUCUUUACAGGAGAUUUCAGAACCUUUAAUAUGCCAACAUACAGAAUGAGUAAAUGAAUGAGAAGAUAGAGAAUACAGCAUACUAUAGACUCUGGCCAUGGCUUUGUCUCUUGGAUUGACUCUAAACUUCCUUAGAAAUACCACUUAUCAGAAUUGGCUUUGGGCUAACAGGGAGAAGAAUUAUAGGUUGAGCAAGAGAAGGUGCUUUUGAAAUUAAAAUUUUUUUACAUGGUUUUAAUAGUUGAAUAUAUGGUUUGGAAAUUUGAAAAACACGGGAAAAUGAAGUUUCAUGAAAAUAACCAUUGCCAUGAGAAAGCUACAAAUUAUUUUACACAAGUGGAUUAUUCUAUGGAAAACGGAGCUGGUGGUAUUUUGUUUUAUAACAUCAUCAGUCCCCUAACAAAAAAAUCACAGAAAUAAUGAAAGUGAAAAUGGAUUUUAAAAUAAUGUGGAGGCUUUUUCUUAUGUUUAUAGUUGAUCCUCUUAACUGGUAAUUUAAACUCUCUUGAUUUUAUCAUCCUUUACUUUAGAAUACUGUAAUAGAAACCAUAUACCUAGGAACAUUUUCUCCUAAAGAAAUAUGUACAAAAUACCCCUUGUAAGAUAGAGUAUAUUAUGAAAAUAUUUUUAACUUACCAAAUAAAUGAAAAAUCAUCCAAGCAUACUAUAGAAUGUGUUAGGUUAUAUACAUGAUGACAAUAGAAGAAUUUAUUAGAACUUAGAUUAAAAGGUGUUAGUCUAAAUAUUUAUUGUUGACUAUCUGCUUCAUACUUUGUACUGUGGAUAAACCAGCAAACAGAUAACAUGUUCUCUCAUGUAACUUCUUGAUGUUAUAUUGGGAAAGAUGCUUCUUAAUCCGUCUCACAAAAAUAAUAGUUCCACGUAUUUCUCAUAUUGUAAAAAGUAGAGUAUAUAGUCUUAGUCUGGAGAGGUUAGGGAAAUUUUCCCUGAAGAUGUGAUGUUUUCAUUAUUGGUAGGCAUUGAGAUAAACACCUAUAAGCAAUGCAAAGACCCUCAAGAAAUGGGUGAUUUGUCCUAAAUGAUACAGGCUUCAUUUGUUAUGCAUCUAUUUAUUGCCUAUUUUGUACUGAGCAACCACCUAUUACUUACAAUGACCUAAUGAAGAACAUGCUGUUUUUACUCCAAAGUUACAGGACAAAGCCGAACCCAAAGAAGUUGUUUUCCCAGCAAGGCUGGACUUUGAAUUCACAAUCUCAUCCUAGAGACUAGGUUAACAUGUAGAUAAAAAGAAAAAUGGAAUGUCCGUAUUUUCUUAGAGGUACAAUGUGGCAGAAUCUUGUUUAUUGAAAUUGACCAUAUAGGGGCUUGUUGAAUGUGUUAUUUUUGGAUAUGUAUAAACAAUGGUUUUUUAAAUAAAAUUUAUAUUUUAAUUUAUUUUGUUUGAAAGGCUGAGAGAGAAAUCUGCCAUCUGCUGGUUACUUGCCGAAUGUUUUCAAUAGCCAAUGCCGGGCCUGGCCUAAUAAAGGAAUCUGAAGCUCAAUGCAGAUCUUCCAUGUGAGUGGCAGAGAUUUCAAGUACUAGAAACAUGCAACGGGAACAAAAGAGUUCUGACUUUUUCUCAGUUACAUCUAUAAUAACCCUUUAUUAAACUAUGUAGAGCUCAAAAGUGGACAAAACUAAUUUAAAAGACAUAAUUGUAAAACAACAGUACCGAAGAAAACAUGACAUUAAAAUUUUUUUUAAAAACCAGUGUUUUAUUUUUUAAAAAUAGAUACAUUAAAACUUUAGGCUAGGAUAAAAUAUUCACAUUCCUUUGUCUUCACAGGAAAAGUAUUUUUCUUGAUAUAAACUUAAAACAACUUGUUACAUUGACCUAGGCAGGCAGUGUUUCCAAACAUGCUCCUGAGGGAACCACCUAAACUGCCUGUAUUAUAUACCUCGUUAUGUUUUCAAUCAUUGCUGCUUCCCACCCAGUCUGCUGUCAGUUAAUUUGAUGUAGGACAGACACCUGAUAGUUUAUAACAAAGUGACUUAGAGGAUGUAAGACAAGCAAAAAUAGUCCAAACACAAAUCAUCACUGGAAUUUAGAUUAAAACGAAGGAAUUUGCACAUCAGUAAGUUGACAGUAAUAAGUGAUCAGGUUUGCAUCAGAAAUCAUCUGGAAGGCUUGAUAAAAUACAGAUUGCUAAACCUUCCUCAAGUGCUUCAAUUCAAAUAGUCUACAGUAAGGCCAGCAAAUUUAAAUCUCCACCAAAUUUCCCCAACAAGACAACACUUUGAAUCCACUGAUGUAUGGCUUCUUGGUAGUUUUUUCCAGCGAGGUCCACGGAGACCUCUUAAUGCAGGUAAGAUCGAGAAACCACUCAGCAUCAAAGCAUCUGGAUUCAGUGAACUUCUAUAUGAAAAUUUCAAUGUUAUACUUGUAAUUACGAUUAAACUCUGAGGCAUGUGACCACACUAUAAAACGAGUGUUUUAAAUUGGUACAGUGUAUUUUUUGGAAACUUUAUAUAUAUUCUUCAAUAUUUUCCCCAUAUUCACAAAGUUUGUACACAUCUCUACUAAUAUAUAAAGAUUAGGAUAAUUAUAUAAAUGCUUUGCAGAAUCUUUUGUCUCAGCAACAUCUUGUGGAAGUCAGCUGAGGUCAUCUGGUAUGAUCGUAAAGUUCUUACGAUGAACCAUAUUUAUUGAACAGUUUUCCUACUCCUUGAGUCCCACUUGGCCUGAUUAUACAACGGUAACAGUACUGAAAUCUUAGGAGUUGCUCUCCCCCAAAAGCUGUGUUUGUCAUGCUGCAUGCUCAGAAGAGGGAAGAAAGGGUACAAGCUCCAUGCUAUUCCAGUGUUGGAUGGGAAACUGCUGAGUAGCACGUGGACUCCAAACCUCUCCCCAGAUGCAGCCAUUUGGCCCAGGGAUCAACAUCUCCCUGUACGACUCUCGACCAGGUUCAAGUACAGUUCUGCUUAUACCCA
Ochotona curzoniae (black-lipped pika) is the source of this 10365-nucleotide messenger RNA. It is a transcript of the gene SENP6, whose product is annotated as SUMO specific peptidase 6. Gene Ontology annotation, biological process: protein desumoylation; regulation of kinetochore assembly; regulation of spindle assembly. The coding region runs from base 460 to 3891 and encodes 1143 amino acids. The transcript has 24 exons. NCBI's taxonomy places the organism in Eukaryota, Metazoa, Chordata, Mammalia, Lagomorpha, Ochotonidae. The record is from RefSeq and is a predicted model, not a curated record. Gene Ontology annotation, molecular function: SUMO-specific endopeptidase activity. Gene Ontology annotation, cellular component: nucleus; cytoplasm.